AGCACUACCUCCUCGAAGAUGAAGAUGAGUUCAUUGAGGUGGGUGUUUGCGGCGGUAAUUAUGGCCGUGGUCGUUUGGCGUGCGACGGCGGCGAUCGGGUGCGGGGAUGCGGUGUCGAAGGUGCUUCCGUGCCAAAGUUUCAUGCUGAGCGGGGAGGCGGCGCCGAGCUCGGCCUGCUGCAGCGCAGUGCAGUCUCUGGAGAAGCUGGAGAGGGAGUCGAGCGAGGAUCGGCAGGCGAUAUGCAAGUGCUUCAAGGGACUUUAUAGGCUUUUCCCUGUUAACAUCACUAAAGCUCAGCUGAUCCCUCAGCUUUGCAAUGUUACCAUCUCCAUUGCUGUCACUCCUAAUAUUGACUGCGACAGGAUAUGAGCAUGCUGGAAACAAAUCAAUAAAAAAAAAAAGUAGUACUCCUAUUAUGUAUCUUCCAUGGCUCAAACAAAGUAAUACUGUUGACUAA
Messenger RNA from Salvia hispanica, 457 nucleotides. RefSeq names its product non-specific lipid-transfer protein 3-like. Gene Ontology annotation, molecular function: lipid binding. Gene Ontology annotation, biological process: lipid transport. Lineage: Eukaryota; Viridiplantae; Streptophyta; Magnoliopsida; Lamiales; Lamiaceae. The record is from RefSeq and is a predicted model, not a curated record.